Messenger RNA from Triplophysa dalaica, 807 nucleotides. RefSeq names its product hatching enzyme 1.2-like. The transcript is spliced from 5 exons. The record is from RefSeq and is a predicted model, not a curated record. NCBI's taxonomy places the organism in Eukaryota, Metazoa, Chordata, Actinopteri, Cypriniformes, Nemacheilidae. Gene Ontology annotation, biological process: proteolysis. Gene Ontology annotation, molecular function: metalloendopeptidase activity; zinc ion binding.
AUGAACACAACAGCCUCCUUCUCCAUUCUGCUGCUGCUGUGUGGCGUCUCACAGGCGUUAUUUCUCAAGAACUUUGACGAUAUGUUAGUAACAGAGCCUGAAGAUGUUGACAUCACUAAAAAUAUUUUGGACUCCAACAAUGGAUCUACUGAACUCCUGAUUGAAGGAGAUCUGGUGUUUCCCAAAACCAGAAAUGCUCUCUUCUGCUUUAACAACAACUGUUUGUGGAAGAAAAACACCAAGAAUCUAGUGGAGGUGCCUUACACAGUGAGCAGAGAAUUCACAUCUAAUGAGAAGACGACUAUCGAGAACGCCAUGAUGACCUUUCACAGCAAAACCUGCAUCCGCUUUGUGCCCAGAUCAUCUCAGAUAGACUACAUCAGUAUUGAGAACAGAGACGGGUGUUACUCUUCUCUUGGUAGAACAGGUGGCCGACAGGUGGUCUCUCUCAACAGGUACGGCUGCGUGUACCGUGGCAUCGUUCAACAUGAGUUCAAUCACGCCCUGGGCUUCUACCACGAGCAAACAAGGAGCGACCGCGACCAGUACGUCAAGAUAAACUGGGAGUUCAUCUCUCCUGAUAUGGCCUACAACUUCCAGAAACAGAACACCAACAAUCAAAACACUGCAUACGACUACGGCUCCGUCAUGCACUAUGGAAGAACAGCCUUCACCAACCAGGCUGGAAAGGAAACCAUCACCCCCAUUCCUAAUGCUUCUGUGCAAAUCGGACAGACACAGGGACUGUCUAACAUCGACAUUCUGAGGAUCAACAAGCUGUAUGGAUGCACAAUUUGAGGCUUAUGA